Molecule: messenger RNA, 2337 nt
Organism: Colletotrichum karsti
Lineage: Eukaryota; Fungi; Ascomycota; Sordariomycetes; Glomerellales; Glomerellaceae
Product: chromate transporter
Exons: 5
Coding region: 1-2337 (778 amino acids)
Biological process (GO): chromate transport
Molecular function (GO): chromate transmembrane transporter activity
Source: RefSeq, a predicted model, not a curated record
AUGGCCCCCAAAAGAUCAGCAUCAAGCACGGCCCCGCAAGCCGCCGCAAAAUUGGCCCUGAUCAUCACCAAGCUCAGCGCCAUCGCCUGCGUCCUGACCCUCCUCAUAUGCGGCACCAGCCUCCUCCGAGGAAGCCAUCCAGGGAGAAACGCCCUCCUCGGCACUUCUUUCUCAAUGGUCUCGUUCUCCGGCAUCGCAGCCAAAGCCGCCGGCUCCGCCCCUCCCUACGUGACUACUAUGCACUGGUUCAUGAACUCGUUUGGCUGGGAAUGGCUUCAGCCCACCACGGAGCUCGACGCCGCCAACUAUCUCUUCGUCCAGCCCACCCGUCCACUGCAGAUGCCACGCGCGCUGCAUGACGUUGCCGACGCGCUGUACCGCGCCGGCCACAUGUUGGACACCUGCCAGUCGGCGUCGGCCACCGAGACGUGCAUUCGCGCCAGCAAGCCCUUCUUCGCAGCCUUCGACUCCGUGUCACCCAUCAAUCUGAACAACACUCCGGCCUUCGUCUUUUACCUCUUGGCUCUGAUCGUCGAUGUUGCCUCGCCCGCUGUCUUCAGCUGUCUCGGUUUCUUCUCAGAUGGCGGCGUCGAGAGGCGUCAGCCGUGGCUCAGGACCGGUGCGCUGGCACUACCGGCCGCUUUUCACGUCAUCUCGGCCUCAAUCUUGACGUUCAACGCCAGCGCUCUCGUCGCGUAUCUUAAUCAGUUUCCGCAGAUUCCCGCCAACGCCACUAUUGGGUUCCGCUUCCUCAUUGUCUCCUGGUGCGGUGUCAUCGCGGAGAUGCUGGCGGUCGUCCUCAGUGUCAUCCGCGUGUUCUUGCUACAGCUCCAACAAGUCAAGCGCAAAUCGCAGAAUGUCAGAAGCAUUCCGUCCGGGUCUCGGAUGAAAGCAGAGCAUUAUCAAGAACUCUUCAGCAUCUCCCAGGCGCUCUCCGGCCCCGCGAGCACGAAGAUGGUCUACUGCAUCAACCUAAUCCAACACCGCCCGCCAGGUGCUCUCCUCGCCUUCUUCAUCUGGAGCCUCCCGGGCGCGCUGGGCAUGCUGGCCCUCUCCAUCGGCGUCUCCAACAUCGGCUCCUCGCUCCCCCGCGCCGUCUACGCCCUCCUCUCGGGCCUCAACGCCGCGACGGUCGGAAUCAUCGCCCUCGCGGCCGUCGAGCUCUCGCACAAGGCCGUUACGGACAAACUCACCCGGACGCUCGUCUUCCUCGGCGCCGCCGCCGGCAUGAUGUACAACGCCCUGUGGUACUUCCCCGUGCUGAUGGCCGGGGCCGGGUGUGCGGCGGUCGUCCACGACUACCGCUGGGUCCACCGGCCUGCGAGGAGGGUGGUCGGCAUGGCCAGAGCUUUACUUGGGAAGAGGAACCGGUCCGAGAGGCAAGCAGUAGAACUCUCGGAGAAUGUGGGUGAAAGGGGUGGUCGAACGGCAGCAGCGGCCCCGGCCCCGGAACACCGCGAAUCCCGGGAUGAGCCAACGUCCGCGGCUGCCAGCCGGCCGGACGACGAGCCCCGCAUCAUCCCGAAAGAGUUCCGCCUAGACUUCUCCUGGAAAUCCGGCACCGCCAUCAUCCUCACCUUCUUCGCGAGCUUCAUCGCCGUGAUGAUCGUCCGCGGCGUGGUCAGCGACCUACCCAUCCUCUACAGGCUCUUCUCCAACCUCUACCUCGCAGGCACCAUCAUCUUCGGCGGCGGCCCGGUCGUGAUCCCCCUGUUGCGGGAAUACAUCGUCGCGGAGGGCUGGGUAUCCCCGCGCGACUUCCUCAUCGGCCUCGCCAUCGCCCAGUCCUUCCCCGGGCCCAACUUCAACUUCGCCGUCUUCCUGGGCGGCCUGACGGCCCUCAACGCGGGGAACUCCCCCGUCGCCGGCGCGGUGAUCGCGUUCGUGGGCAUCUUCACGCCCGGCAUGGUCCUCGUCCACGGCACGAUGGGCGUCUGGGGCGCGCUGCGCAGCAGGCCGUGGGUCAAGGCCGCCGUGCGGGGCGUGAAUGCCGCGGCUGUCGGGCUCAUCUACACGGCCGUCUACCGCAUCUGGCAGGUCGGCUACCUCGACGAGGGGUUCCAGUCCGGGAGGAGCCUGGGGGAUGAUCCGUGGUGGGUGGUGGUUACGGCAACGGCGUAUGUUGGGGGGCGGUACUACGGCAUCGCUGCCCCGUUUGCGAUUCUGCUUGGGGCGGCCAUGGGGUUGGUUCGCAAUAAUAAUGACUACAAUGAAUACACCAAGGACGACGACGACGACGACGACAACAACAAUAACAACAAUAAGGACGACAACAACGAGGGCAACAACAACAAGGGCAAUAACAAUGGACGACAGCAACGAGGACGACGGCAAUAA